This is a messenger RNA of Hemicordylus capensis (graceful crag lizard), 2301 nucleotides long. It is a transcript of the gene EDN3, whose product is annotated as endothelin 3. Gene Ontology annotation, biological process: regulation of vasoconstriction; regulation of systemic arterial blood pressure by endothelin; intracellular calcium ion homeostasis. Gene Ontology annotation, cellular component: extracellular region. Lineage: Eukaryota; Metazoa; Chordata; Lepidosauria; Squamata; Cordylidae. Bases 689 to 1255 code for a protein of 188 amino acids. The record is from RefSeq and is a predicted model, not a curated record. Gene Ontology annotation, molecular function: hormone activity; endothelin B receptor binding. The transcript has 5 exons.
GCCCCCUGUCGGCUGCUUGAGGCUGCGGCGCACCUCCCUGCAAGUGAUGGACUGAGGUCCCCGCGCUAAGUCCGUUUUGGCGAGAGUCAGAUCCGCUUCCAGUCGGGGCGUGGGAGCAGCGCGUGUCGCCCGGGGUCCGCCUCUCCCUCCCUCACUGUCUACCUGGUCAAGCUGCUGCUGUUGCAGCACCAUGCGGGAAGCAGACCGAGAGAAGCGCUAGCUCGUGGCUCGGGUUUCUCGCUCCAAGGUAGCGGCGCCGCGCUUUGGAGCCGGUCCGCACUGCAAUUCUUGUGUCUGUCUAUGGAAGUCCUCUUCCACUCCAGUUUCGGGUCGGAUUGGGGCUGCUGAGGGGAGGGAGGACCCCCCCCCCCGCCCCGAAACAAGCAAACCAACAAUCCGAGUCAUGGAGCGUGUCUUGGCUUUGCAACAUUUUCUUCUUCAGGACUAAUUCUGCAAAACGGAAGAGACGGGAAGAAGCUGCAACUCGUAGGCUGCCCAUCUGCAGAGAACACCUCGGCGCGUGGAGAGAGCCCGGCGGCGAGAGCCAGGAGUCUCUCUGACUCCCGGGAGGGAGUAGUUUUACUUUGCAAGACCUUCUGGUCCGCUUUCUUUUGUUUUCCUCCCGGGCCCCCCACCCCCUUCCUUGUCCUUUCCUGCUGCAAGCCGAGAAGCUUGCGAGUUGGGUUUCAUGGAGCUGGGAUUCCUUAUACUUGUUGGACUUACAGUUGCCUCGAGUACAGGCUUCUUGCUGCCCGUCUCUCAUUCUUUGCUGCCCCUGGGUGGCAGCAGCAGUGGGCUGAAGUUUCCGGGGCUCCAGCAGAGAGACGGUAGAGAAAACAAGGCAACGGCAGGGGGGCUGCUCUCUACCAGCAGCACCGGGGUGGAAAAAGUGGCUCACCCAGGAGAAGCACAUCACAGAGCCAAGCGCUGCACUUGCUACACCUACAAGGAUAAAGAAUGCGUUUAUUACUGCCACCUGGACAUCAUCUGGAUCAACACCCCAGAGAGGACUGUUCCGUAUGGGCUGACUAAUUACAGAAGCAGUUUCAGAGGCAAAAGGUCUACAGAACAACACCGCAAGAUCUUACAUUCAUCAAAAUGGCCUCCAUUUCGCUGCUCUUGUGCAGACAGAUGUGACAAGCAAUGCAUGCAUUUUUGCACAAGGACUCAGAGUCGCCAGUGUAGUAAGGAGCAACUGAACAAUACAGCAGAAAUGAAGCCACAUCGAGAAAAAGAACACAUUCUCGCUCAGUAGCCCAGGAUAAUUCAGCUGCUUCUAUGCGCAAAGGUACCAGUAAGUAGUGUGGAACCAGGAAGCUACUACCUAAGAUAUAAAACUUGCCCAAGGUGGGCAGAUUCUUAAAGGGAUUAUCUAACAGUAGAUGCUACCUUUUCCUGAACGCCAUCUUGAAGGCGGAGAAUUCUUUAUUCUGGAGAACACUGUGCUUCUUCCGCAGUGUUCUGUUGAGAGUCUUGCUUGUACAUCACAAGGAACAUGAUGACUUCCAUCUGUACCGGAAACGAACAACUUUGCCAAUUUAAAGUCCAAACACCGUCCACCCACAAGUUUAAGGGUCAAAACGCAAGAUAGGAAAAAAACACUGCUUCAGCUGCUUGCAUUCUACAUGUACGAGUUUGUGAAUGUCCAGAUUUCUGCAGAUGCUUGUCAUGGGAGCAAUUGGUACCUUAGAAAAAUACUUGUAUUCCAGGCCUUGACAAAAUUUCUUUGGAUCUAGGGGCCAACCCCCAAAUUUGGGAGACAGGCAAAAUUACUGACGUACAUUGUGGAGUGGGAGAGUAAAUAAUCUUCUCUUUAUCCCCUUUAUAAGCAACAUAGAACAGAAAUGGGGCUGCCUGGGACAAAUUAAAAAAUAUAUAUUAAAUUACUAGUCCAGGCGCCACAGUUAAAUUUCUAGGCACCAUGGCUCCCUAGCACCUGGGAUUUGUCAAGCCCUGUGUAUUUGGCGUCGUUGCUUUUAUGCAUUAAAAAAAUUUCCCUCUUUGUCCUAAUGUAAUGCAAGUCUGUAAUAUUGUAAUUUCAGUGGCACAAUUGUUAAAUGACAAUAUCUAUGCAGAUUAAAUAUGAAUGGCUAAUGUUAAUAUCAUUAUAAAAAUAUAGCGAGCUUAUACUGUGAGUAUUUCCUAGAUUAUUGGAUUUAAGCACCAAUUAUCCCUGCACUGAAGUGGAAUUUUAAAGUGGAUCUGAAGGACAGAUAUUGAGAGAUAUGUAAUGUUGGUGAAUGUAACACUAGUUUAUCUGUUCCCCGGUUUCUUUUUAUUAAACACCUUCUUAAGAUGAAA